UCUAGUAAUGAUGCACAUGAACGAAUGCUCUAUGUGCAUGUGAGUGAGACCGAGGCUACCUUGGUACAACGUCAGCGGUGCGAAGCCCACCUAGCUCCGGGGUUACAGCUCGCGACUCGCGACGCGGCCUAAGCACAUGCUUAGGAAAUUCAGAAUCGAUAUAUCGCAUGGCUCAGAACGAAAUUCGCCGCACUCUAUGUUGCGCAGUCUAGGGCAAAAAGCUACCCUGCUGCAAGAAGCUGAGAAGGCUCUGGUCGCACAAUCCGCGUUCAAGAGUCUGAAUGCCUUCAUAAGUGUUCCGAACGCGGACAUCCUGCUUCGAGAGGUUGCAGAACAUGAAGCAGCACCAGCCAAAGGCCCUUUGUCUGGGAAACUUAUAGCUGUCAAAGACAACAUAUGUACCUCUAGCCUUCCGACAACUGCUGGCUCGCGCCUCCUGAGACAUUUUACGAGUCCGUACGAUGCGACCAUAAUUGAGAAGCUACGUGCGUCUGGAGCUGUGAUAGCAGGCAAAACCAAUCUGGAUGAGUUUGGCAUGGGAUCCCACUCUACACAUUCGCACUUCGGCCCAGUAUCGCAAGUUUCUGCAAGUGGUCAAAUAACUAGUGUCGGAGGAAGCUCAGGAGGCAGCGCUGUAGCCGUUGCUACUGGACAGUGCCAUGCGGCGGUUGGUACAGACACAGGUGGCUCAGUCAGACUCCCGGCUGCGUAUAAUAAUGUCGUAGGCUUUAAACCCUCGUACGGACUGGUUUCUCGAUGGGGCGUAAUAGCAUAUGCAAACUCCCUCGAUACCGUUGGCGUGUUUGGAAGAAACCUCGGAGACACGCGAAUCAUGUUUGAUGCCCUCAACGCAUUCGAUGCACGCGACCCCACAAGUCUUUCUGAGCACAUCCGCGCCCGAAUGCGUUCUAACGUAUGCAUGGAGAAUGGAAAAGACGUGGUCUCGUUGCGAGUUGGGGUCCCAACUGACUACAAUAUCGAUGAGCUGGACACGGCAGUUAAAAACGCCUGGAUUACUACAUUGCAAGCCCUACAGGGUCAGGGGGCAACACUGGUACCUGUUGAACUGCAGACAACCCGUCAUGCGUUGUCUGCAUACUACGUUCUGGCACCAGCUGAGGUAUCAUCGAACCUGGCAAAAUACGACGGGGUGCGCUACGGCGAAAGGACCUCAGGCCCCGAUGGUACCUCAGACUCCGUCCUAUUCGCAAAGACCCGAGGCGAGCUUGGCGCAGAAGCCAAGCGGCGAAUCCUGCUGGGAGCCUACUCCCUCAGCGCAGAAGCGAAGGACAACUACUUCAUCCAAGCACAAAAGGUCCGUAAACUGGUGCAGGAUGACUUCAACAAGGCCUUCAGGAAGCCAAAUCCCCUGUAUCCUGAGCACCGUACGUCAAACGCAGAAGGCGUUGAUGUCCUGAUAUGUCCUACUGCGCCAACGCCACCCCCUGAGCUCGAGAGGCUGAGGGAUCAGCAGCCGGUAGAUGCGUACACGAAUGACGUCUUUACUGUUCCUGCUAGUCUUGCUGGUCUGCCAGCACUUAGUAUGCCAGUUGGUGGAAACAAGAGUAAUGGCAUCGGCAUACAAGUCAUUGGCCAGUUCGGAGACGACCACUUAGUCUUCGACGUCGCAGAGCGCAUUGAGGAGUGUACAUAG
Molecule: messenger RNA, 1654 nt
Organism: Pseudovirgaria hyperparasitica
Lineage: Eukaryota; Fungi; Ascomycota; Dothideomycetes; Acrospermales; Acrospermaceae
Product: amidase signature enzyme
Exons: 4
Coding region: 137-1654 (505 amino acids)
Biological process (GO): mitochondrial translation; glutaminyl-tRNAGln biosynthesis via transamidation
Cellular component (GO): glutamyl-tRNA(Gln) amidotransferase complex; mitochondrion
Molecular function (GO): glutaminyl-tRNA synthase (glutamine-hydrolyzing) activity
Source: RefSeq, a predicted model, not a curated record